Messenger RNA from Syngnathoides biaculeatus (alligator pipefish), 3794 nucleotides. It is a transcript of the gene pgghg, whose product is annotated as protein-glucosylgalactosylhydroxylysine glucosidase. The transcript is spliced from 14 exons. The record is from RefSeq and is a predicted model, not a curated record. Gene Ontology annotation, biological process: carbohydrate metabolic process. Gene Ontology annotation, molecular function: catalytic activity. Lineage: Eukaryota; Metazoa; Chordata; Actinopteri; Syngnathiformes; Syngnathidae. The coding region runs from base 284 to 2371 and encodes 695 amino acids.
AUGCAGAUCUCUGGAUUUCCUCCACUUGAUCUCAACUUUGGACUACUUUCUGUACACGUGAACAUUUCCAGCCACUAAAACGCAGCGUUUGACAAAUUGAGCCGCAAACGUCAAGCUUUUUUAUAAACUUCAUCACAACUUUUACCAUCACUUCCCAACUUUCCAGUUUGUGGCAGACACAGAUGCUCCCGCUGCUGGUCACGUGAGAGGGAGCCACGGCACCGUUAUACUGUCUUUGGCCUCCUGUCGAGACGAUACCCAGCGAACCCCCCCCCGCGCCCCCAUGUCCGGUGACCCUUACACUUUCUCUAGCGAUUCUCUCCCCUCUGACCCCCGCUUCCUGCCUCCGCUGACCAACGGCCUUUUGGGAUGGCGGGUGUACAACGACACCAUGCACAUGGGCGGUGUGUACAACGGGGGGCGGGGGGAAUGUCACCGCGCGGACGUUCCCUGUCCUCUAGCCGUGAUGGUUGAGACAGAGGAAGCCGGUCAAGACUGCUACAGCCUGGACACCCACACAGGUGUUUUCACGCACACGCUAACCUCACCCAGCGUGACAGUUUCGCAGUCUUUCUAUUCGCACCGCUGCCACUCCAACCUGAUGGUGAUGGAGAUCCUCUUGGUGCGCCGUGUGACCUCCCAGGUGGCGUUCACCGUCAACCUGGCCUCUGCCUUCACCCCUCAGAGCAAAGACAUUGAUUUCCAGGCUGGUCCUGCCUGCAGAGGUGGGAGCCAUAUUCAAGGUCAUACCCACACCGCAGAGUUCCCAGGAGGUCCUUGUCCCAUGGUGCAUCUCAUCUGGACCCCCAUACCUUCCACUCUCACGUUACUACCCGGGCAAAGCCAGGACCGCUGGGGCUUCAUUCUGGCUGCGGCUAACUCUUUAGAUGUCGCCGAGGCCAGUUUUGACCAAGGCCUGGAGCUGAUGGCGACGGGUGCCUUGCGGCCCUCUCACGAAAAGGCUUGGGAGGAGCUUUGGCUCCGGAGCAAGGUGGAAGUUACGGGAUCCGAGCGCCUCUUGAAAGCUGUGAUCGGCUGCAUGUUCUACCUCCUCAGUGCCUUUCCCUCCAUCCACGACACAUCCAGCUUUUUUGGCGGUGUCAGUCCCGGUGGACUGUCAAAUGGCUCAGAGGCUCAGGAUUAUUGGGGCCAUGUCUUCUGGGACCAGGAGAUCUGGAUUUACCCCAGUGUAGCUUUAUUCUACCCAAAACUGGCGCGUGCAGCACUGGAAUACAGGACGCGGACUAUCGACGGAGCCAAAUAUAAUGCUCAAAAGCAGGGAUUCAAGGGGGUGAAGUUGGCAUGGCAGAGUGCUGCGUCCGGGAGGGAGAUGUGCCCUGAGGACAUUUACGGAAAACAAGAGAUUCACAUCAAUGGCGAUGUCGCACUGGCCUUCCGGAAUUACUACUACCUCACCGAAGAUGUGACGAUGUUCACGGAUGGACGGGGCAGUCAGCUGAUAUGGGGCGUGGCUGAUUACUGGGUUUCCAGGGCAACCUGGAGCCUCGACGACCACAAGUAUCAUCUCUUAGAUGUCAUGCCACCAGAUGAGUAUUACUACAAUGUCAACAACUCGGUCUACACAAACACAGCGGCCAAAUUAAGUCUGCAGUUUGCUGUCGAGUUAGCUGAUCUCCUCCAGUAUCCUGCACCAAAGGAAUGGCAAGAUGUGGCGGAUCACUUCCUGAUACCUUUUGACCACCAAUCUUUGUACCAUCCUGAGUUUGAAGGCUAUUCUAAAGGUUAUCCAGUCAAACAGGCCGACGCUGUGAUGCUGACCUAUCCUCUUGGCCUGCCCAUGUCCCCUGAGAUCAGAAGAAACGACCUCGAAGCUUAUGAAGCGGUCACCGACCCUCAUGGGCCAGCCAUGACUUGGGGCAUGUUUGCGAUUGGUUGGCUGGAGCUGGGGGAGGCAGACAAAGCGCAACGUUUGCUUGAGAGGUGCUUCAGAAACAUCCAAGGACCUUUCCAGGUUUGGAGCGAAUCAUCAGAUGGUUCCGGCGCAGUCAAUUUUCUCACAGGUAUGGGAGGAUUCUUGCAAGGUGUGGUGUUCGGCUACAGUGGCUUCAGAGUUGAGAAGGAACGCCUGGCCUUUUCCCCUCUUCUUCCCAACGACCUGAGUGAGCUUUGCAUUCGUGGCGUGAGCUACUUGGGUCAUCAGCUGGACUGGCUGUUUCGCAAAGAUGAAGUGUGCGUCGUUCUGAGGGAGAAGGAAGGCAGUACUGCGAGGGAUGAGAUAUGUGAUCUGCAGGUGGUCCUCAAGGCAUCAGGGACUAAAAUCCCUUUAACCCCAGGGACACCAGUGACAUUUCCUCGAGAGCCUGGAUGUGUUUGCAAACUUGAAUUGUCGUCUUUCUGCUGGCCUCUCUGAAUAUCUAUCCAUCCAUGGAGCUUCUUAUCCUCACAAGGGUCACGGGAGUGCUACAGCCUAUCCCAGCUCUCAUCGGGCAGGAAGCGGGGUACACCCUGAACUGGUCAACUACUAUGAAUGAAAAUAUCAAAGCCCUAUAUCAGAGUGGUUCUGAAUACUCACAGUUGUUGUACUUCUGUUUACUAGUCUUAUGGUAAUAAGACUUUUUGCUAUGAGAAAAUUAUUUUUAGAUUUUUUCCGAGGUGGAUAUUCUACUACACUUUUCGCAAAGUUCUUGUAGCCCAAGGUAAGAGGUAAGCACGAGACUGUGGGUGUUUCCCCGUGUGGGUGUGUCUGUGACUGCACAAGAAAUAAUGGACACCUCAUAAAGGAUGAUUGGUUACUUUUCAAAGGUGUGGUGUUUUUUUUUUUCGUCUUUCAAAAUCAAAUUAGAGGCACAGGGUGGGGCCUUAAAAUACACAAUACGUAUUGCUGCCACACACACACACACACACACACACACACACACACACACACACACACACACACACACACACACACACAAAAAAGGUUUAUGACAUUUUAACGUGAUACGUUUUGAAGACUAUUUUACUUUUAUUGCACUUUCAUUAUUUGCUUAAAUAUGACCCUAUACAUUUAAUAAACAGAUAAAAGUGUUGUCCAUUUGCUAAUCAGACAAGGAUGUGUUGUGGAGCCGGUGGUUGUCCUUGAUCUUUGUAUGCAGAAAACCGGCUGGCGCCAGACUCCUCUCCCAGGCGUUGCCGUGGAGACGAACGCACAAUAUAAUGUGAUAAAUUACACGUUAUAAUAUGAAAAGUUUCAUGUUUUAACAUAAUUCAUUUCAUGUUAUACACUAAUGUGAGACUUUCGUGUUAUAAUGUGAUUCAUUUAUACGUUAUAACGUAGAAAGUAACAAUGUUAAAACAUAAUAAAUUUGAUUCCCCCCCAUCCUCAAUAAUCUAUUCCUUACAGUUCGGAUCACUGGACCCGUCUUAUAUGUCAAAUCUAUAUAUCUCUUUUUCUCAGCACGGUGGAGCAGCUGGUAAAGUGUUGGCCUCACAGUUCUGAUGACCCGGGUUUGAUCCCAGGCCCACCUGUGUGGAGUUUGCAUGUUCUCCCCAUGCCUCCGUGGGUUUUUCUCCCACCACUCCGGUUUCCUCUCACAUCCCAAAAACAUGCAACAUGAAUUGGACACUGUAAAUUGCCCAUGGGUGUGAUUGUGAGUGUGGCUGUUUGUCUCUGUGUGCCCUGCGAUUGGCUGGUGACCAGUCCAGGGUGUACCCCGCCUCCUGCCCGUUGACAGCUGGGUUGGCUCCAGCACUCCCCGAGACCCUUGUGAGGAUGAAUGGCAAAGAAAAUGGAUGGAUGUCUCUUUUUGUUUUCCCACAGACUAUUUUCCUCAUGUCAGGUCCGAACAAAAACG